Molecule: messenger RNA, 2387 nt
Organism: Pseudo-nitzschia multistriata
Lineage: Eukaryota; Bacillariophyta; Bacillariophyceae; Bacillariales; Bacillariaceae
Source: the annotation of a GenBank genome assembly
CAUACAACAAGAAACAGAAAGGGCUCCAGUUGCGUUCCCUCCAUUUCAAAAGGAUCAUCCCCAAACAACGUCCACGUCACAGAGAAAGCAAAACAACAUACUGCGAAGCACGGCGAAACAGAACAAACACAGCGACUGUUGUAGACGAUGUGUCCGGGCACAAYGAAUGUAAUGGUUUCUAAAUCCUCCUCGCAUUCCGGUGGAACCAAACGGCAGGAAAAAGUGGAGAACGAUGCUGGCGURCACUAUUCCUUGGGGCAGCAUGCCCAGUAUCUGCAACUCGCUUCCGAAGUCGUGGCUCAGUCUGGCAACCGAUAUUGGUUCUGUGACUGGACGCCGAAUUUUGUGUCUCUCUCCCACCAGAAUCGCUUGAUGACAAACGUUGUCAAGGAAUACUGCCAGCCGCUCCGACAGCACGACCUAGAGGACCAGUUUAUUGGCACAGCAACCCUCUCCCCGAUGAGAAGAGAACCCCCGGCGGUGAGGACCGUUACGAUUCGAUUGCGACCGGACUGCGACCACAUAAAGGUGUACGGAGCUCUCAACGAAGCGUUUGCCGUACUCCAUCCGAAACACCACACAAUAUUGAAAAAUUCCGACAAUUGCUUCCAAGCCAUYGGAGCGGAUGGCAACACGCCCCUUCUCUUGAGUGCGCAGCUCGUUACCAACAGAGACCCGACGCGACUGGAACGUUGCCUGCUCCUAAGAUUCUUUCACGUCGAGCAGGUCCACCUGUUUGAAGAGGAACUGAAAAAGAUUGGUGGCGUCAAGAACAAAAUGACGGCGCUAAAAGAGGUGCAAACCCCCCUCAACAAUAAACUGGGAGAGGCGUGCGCAAUGCUGCAGAAUCUGAAUCGAAAGGAGGAGCUGGUUCGGAUUUUGGAAAAUGAACAGGAAACACUUGUGGCCGAAGCGAGAAAACGGCGCAGGCGAAUGAGCGACCGGAUGACCAACGCCACCAACGGGAUCGAAUCGUCUGUUCUCUACGACAUUCCUAGCCCCAAAAAUUCUACCCGAGAAAGCUCGCGCUAUUUUAUGGAAAAUCUCACGCCAUCGCCGUCGGUGAAGGACGCAAAUUUUCAGAAAGUGGCCGUCUUUCCCUCGCUGUCGGGUAAGCUCUCCUCUAGUUGCUGGUUUGUUGUAUUUUAACGUUUUUUUGGURUGGUGAUAUCAUUUGGUCUUUUUUCUUGCACAAUACGAUUGCGCUGCUCACAUUGYUCCRUUCUCGAUACUGCCACACACUGCUACUAGAUGCCGAUUACGACGUGCUGCAAGAGACCUGGCCGCUUUUGGAACGAAUCUGGAGUGAACUAGAAUUGGCCAAGUGCACUUUUAAUACCUUGGUCGAUGAAACGUCACGCUUUGGAAUGCGUCCCUGUCAGCCAUCACUAGACAAAGAUUACUGCAUCCAGUUGUUCCAAGUCAGUCAGCAACGAAUGCUCGAAGGCUUGCGAGACGAGCUGGACAAGUCCGAAAACAAUCUCCACGACAACCUUGGCGAUUAUUCCGAGUUUGAACAGCAGCUUUCGCGCAUAUUGAUAAAAACCUACGGCAUCCCACUCGACAAAAACCUCUUCGAUCGACGGGACCACACCUCGGAUUCCUUGGAUCUUGGUCAAACCCCCGUUUCGUUGCCGCAACGACACAUGGGGGAAUUCCCGUGGGAGUUUGACAAAAUCAAGCUCGCACUCCAGGACGUGACCCACACGAUAACCAGUGUCUGUAUGGAACAAGARUACGAUCCCGUAACCCAUAGCCUGCAGAUCUGCAAGCGAUCGGUGGAACACGUGUUUACCACGAUCGAAGAAGCCAACACCUCGGAUCAACGGAACUUUCUAGAGAAGCGAAAUCGCCAGGCGAUGAUCCGGGUCACCCARCAAAAGCUGUAUCUAAAGGAUCUGGUUCAAAACAGGUUGUCGAAUGCGCCACGGGUGUGGGGAGAAUUGCCAAAGCUGGAGGACGCCGUAAGGCGUUGGCGGGAGAUUGCCGCACAGGCGAGCAACAAGGACGAAGCCCGCCUCGGGAGCAACUGGGGAGCGGGCAACAGCGGCGGCGGUGGCUUGAAGAMAGCCUUUGAGAUUCCGCUUCUAGAAUUUGCCACCAAGUUUGGUACCGUGUGCGUCACACAAAAUACACUGAUUUUGCUCUCCGAGAUGCCCUUUUUUGARAGCGUGAAGGCCUUUCAGAUCAACAAAGUGGAAUUGGUAGCCACACCCAAUCAUCCGCUCCACAAAGUAAGCAUUAUGCGACACGGAAAGCGGCUGCUCGGCCUKUCGCCGACCUCGRUGGAUCCGUGUUACGUUGUGAAAUUUGCGAUGAUUCUCAAGGACCUUCAAAAAUAAGYACGCGUAUCCUCGUAAAUUGAAAAAUAAACAAAAAAGACGACC